AUGAUUAUGAAGUCGUUUCACCAAUUGACCCGCCGGAAGGCCCUUGCCAGCCUCACCACUCCUCGUCUUGCACCGCAGAGCUUCGCAGUUCACCGGUCAUGGCAAAGAAAUUUUGGCGCCACCGCCGCGGCCGCUUCACAGCUGGCGGGUCUAGAUGCCUCUAAGCUAUCAGUGACGAAGACGACGACUCCCAAGGAACUGACCCCUCCCAAGGAUCUGGUUUUCGGAAAGACUUUCACCGAUCAUAUGCUUACCGUCGAAUGGACGGCUACUGAUGGCUGGCACUCGCCUCAGAUUAUCCCCUACCAGAACCUCAGUCUCGAUCCUUCCACCUGCGUCUUCCACUAUGCGUUCGAAUGUUUCGAGGGAAUGAAGGCAUACAAAGAUAAGAAUGGCGGGAUCCGACUGUUCCGCCCGGAUAAGAAUAUGCAGCGCCUGAACAAGUCGUCCGCACGCAUUGCUCUGCCCACUUUUGACGGAGAUGCUUUGACACGGCUCAUUGGCGAGUUUGUCAAGCUGGAUGAACGCUUCAUCCCAGAUGCCCGUGGCUACUCGCUCUAUCUCCGACCCACCAUGAUUGGUACUCAGAAGACCUUGGGUGUUGGUCCUCCCGGAUCUGCCAUGCUGUUUGUGAUCGCCAGUCCCGUGGGUCCCUACUAUCCCACCGGCUUCAAGGCAGUCUCGCUCGAAGCCACCGACUACGCCGUCCGUGCCUGGCCCGGUGGUGUCGGUGACAAGAAACUCGGUGCCAACUACGCUCCAUGCAUUCUGCCUCAGCUGCAGGCUGCCUCCCGUGGCUUCCAGCAGAAUUUGUGGCUCUUCGGCGAAGAGGAGUACGUCACCGAAGUGGGCACCAUGAACCUGUUCCUUGCCAUUAAGAACAAGGAGACUGGCAAGAAGGAGCUGGUCACCGCGCCUUUGGAUGGCACCAUCCUCGAGGGUGUCACUCGUGACUCCGUCCUUGCUCUCGCCCGUGAACGUCUCGCCCCCCAGGGCUGGGAGAUCUCUGAGCGCAAGAUCCGCAUGGCCGAUGUUGCGCAGGCCUCUGAGGAGGGCCGUCUGAUUGAGGUCUUCGGUGCAGGUACCGCCGCCAUUGUCAGCCCGGUGCGCAACAUCAGCUAUCGCGGUAAGCUUGUCGAUUGUGGUUUGAAGGAGGAUGAGGAGGCGGGUGAGAUUGCCCUCCAGAUGAAGAACUGGAUCGAGGCGAUCCAGUAUGGUGAUGAGCCACACGCGUGGAGCAUCAAAAUCUAA
This is a messenger RNA of Penicillium oxalicum, 1251 nucleotides long. Its product is annotated as branched-chain amino acid aminotransferase, cytosolic. Bases 1 to 1251 code for a protein of 416 amino acids. Gene Ontology annotation, cellular component: mitochondrion. The transcript is spliced from 5 exons. Gene Ontology annotation, molecular function: branched-chain-amino-acid:2-oxoglutarate transaminase activity. Lineage: Eukaryota; Fungi; Ascomycota; Eurotiomycetes; Eurotiales; Aspergillaceae. Gene Ontology annotation, biological process: L-leucine biosynthetic process; L-valine biosynthetic process. The record is from RefSeq and is a predicted model, not a curated record.